AGUGCAAGGUCACCUAUCAUUGUCAUGCGAAGGACUCUUUCUUUCUCAAAUUCUUUCUCUGGCAUACGAAGAGAGCCUUUUAGUGAAUUUGAAAAAUGGUUGCAACCCUCCGAGGCUUGAGUGCGAGCUUGUAGUUUUGAAAACCCACUGGAAAAUCACUAAUAUUGAUAAGAAUGAUUGAUUUUACACAGGCUCCAUUGAAGUUCUGGUUGUGUGCUCGAAUUUUGUUCGUUAUUUUUCAGGAAAGGGGGAAAACGUUUCUCAAAAAAAUUGCUCCACGUGAAAAUUAUGCAGUUUUGAAUCCUGGCAAUCAUCUUCGGCAUUUAUGGAAAGCCGUUCUCUUAUCAGAGGCGCUCGCUCUACUUCCCGUAUCAGCGAGGGAAAUUAUUCCAGACAACUCCAAAACUUUCAGUCUUAAAAAUCAAGACCAAAUGAUCGAAUAUAUCAACCAGGUUCAGUCGUCGUGGAAGGCAGGGAAAAACUUUCAUGAUGACACGCCUUCGGACUACCUAAGGCGACUUGCCUCAGCCUGGAUAUCAGAGGAAAAACUUCUUUUGGAUACCCAUGAAGAUGGGUCCGAGGUUACAACCUACACUAGCGCUGAUCCGCCUGCUGAGUUUGACGCAAGGAAGAAGUGGACCAACUGCCCGAGUGUUGCCCACAUCUACGAUCAGGGGAGCUGCGGUAGUUGUUGGGCUGUAGCCGUGGCCUCUGUCGUCACAGAUAAGAUCUGUAUCGCGAGCAAGGGCGCCUGGAAGGACUGGAUUUCGUCGUGGGACAUCGCAUCCUGUUGUGUGGGAGGUGAAAAAUGCGGUGCCGGUUGCGACGGUGGCCGCCCCGAUAAAGCUUUCGAAUACUACGUGAAGAAAGGAAUACCCACGGGCGGAGAGUUUGGCUCUAAUCAGGGGUGCAUGCCGUACGAGAUAAAGGGUUGCUCUCACCACAUGGGCGAUAAGGGAAAAUUUCCGAAUUGUCGUAGUUACAACGAAACAGUGGUGCCAACCUGCGUAAAGGAGUGCCCCAAUAAGAGCUACAAAACUCCGCUAAACAAGGACAGACACUUUGGUAAACGCGUUUAUCACGUGAAGAUUGGCGAUGCCAAAAAGGAGCUAAGCGAAAUCGGUCCAUGUACGAUGAGUUUCCAAAUAUACGAGGACUUCUAUCUCUAUAAAUCAGGGGUAUACAAGCAUGUGACUGGCGCGCAUAUAGGAGGGCACGUUGUAAGAGUGCUCGGUUACGGAACAGAAAAUGGCAUCGGCUACUGGUUGUGUGCCAACUCCUGGAAUCCUGAAUGGGGUGACAAUGGACUUUUCAAAAUUAUUGCUGGUACAAACGACUGUAAUUGUGAACAGUAUUUUUAUACUGCGGAACCAAAGUUGUAGAGGGAAGUUCCUUCAUUUUUUUAUUUCAACACGGAAAAGCUUAUAAACACUGGACAUCUCA
Bemisia tabaci is the source of this 1443-nucleotide messenger RNA. Its product is annotated as cathepsin B-like cysteine proteinase 4. Gene Ontology annotation, biological process: proteolysis; regulation of catalytic activity. Lineage: Eukaryota; Metazoa; Arthropoda; Insecta; Hemiptera; Aleyrodidae. The record is from RefSeq and is a predicted model, not a curated record. Gene Ontology annotation, molecular function: cysteine-type endopeptidase activity.